GCGCUCGGGGGGCCCGCCAUCGAAGUUAUUGAAAUUCGAAGCACAGGGAAGGUGUUCCUGGCACCCCAGUGCUUCCUGUGUCUACACCAUCUCAGAGAUCAGAAUUCUGACGAUCGGCAACAAGCAAGAAGCUGGUGGUAUCCAGCAGCACAUACAUGAUCCUGUGACGUGCAAUGCGAAAGGCUGGCCUACCAACAGUCAAGCGUACCAUCCUGCAUCUUGCUAAAGGGUACCUGAGGGACCUGGUGGUGGCGAUGGCGAUAGGGAGCACGCCGGAGGCGACAAUGUGGGUGGCGAUGGCGACACGGGAGACGCUGCGCACUUGGCUAUGCCGAGUACGUCACGGACGUCUCAUUCGCCGAUGUGUUCGUGGAGGCGAAGCGGGUGGCCGACUUCAUGGCGUCGUACCUGUGUCAGGCUGGCUUCCCAACCACCAGCAUCCACGGCGACCGGCUGCAGCGCGAGCGCGAGGAGGCGCUAGCUGACUUCACGUACAGCAAGACGUCGACGCUGAUCGCCACGUCGGUGGCCUCGCGCGGCCUCGACAUGAGGGGCGUGGCCAGCGUGGUCAAUUACGACCUGCCGAAGGCCAUCGACGACUGCGUGCACCGGAUCGGCCGCGUGGGCAACACCGGCAGCGCCAUCAGUUUCUAUGACAGCGCGCUGGCCGCCGACCUGGUGAAGAUUCUGGCCGGCGCCGAGCAGGAUGUGCCCGACUUCCUGCAGCGCGACGCCGGCAGCGCCGACUUCGGCGGCGCUGCCGGCGGCUCGUACGCGUCGCGCGACAUCCGGCGCGGGUUGAGUCUGGCCUGUGCGGCAGGGACGUGACUGGCGCGGGGUGGCGGGAGGAACGCACCGACAGGGUGCAUUCAUGGUACUCGUGGCGAGCAACAUUGCGACAUUGUGCAAUAUCUCUGCUUAUUUCAGUUACUCCUUACCCAGGAUAAUUAUUAAGUGGAACGGCGGCCGCUAGAUGAUCAGACGAGAGAAACGACUUGUGUGCGGAAGCCAAGUUCUACCCAAUUUCAAUUCUACUCCCAUGAAAUCAUUUGAUGCCCCAGAAUUGGCAACGUUGCCGAUAAGGUAACGUACGUUUCCUACACUGCAACGGAAACUACGUUGCAGUAUCGUCCUGACGAGGAAGCUCUGACUGUCAGUUUGGGGCACGCGAGUGUUCACGCAUGGAUUUCGCCGAUGUGCUCCAGCCGUGUUGUCUCGUGUUGAUUUGUGUGAACUCGCCAGCCUGGUGAAGUGGUGUGAUCGGCUCAGGUCACGGUGCGUCCGGCCGGUGACGCCCGGCAUCUGACUGACUGUUGGCCCGUGCGCCCCCAGUUCGGCGGCGUCGCCGGUUGCAUGGGCGGCGUGACGGCCGGCUACAACCAGCAGCCGGCCACCAUGGAGGCAGGGGAGGGCUGGGACUAGCGCCCGGGCCGGCCCGACUCGGCGCCGCCCCACCGUGCCCCGUGCCGUGCCGUGUCGUGGCGGCUGUAGAUAGCGUUUCCGUUGUGUUAGCCGGUUAGCCGGCGACCGGCGUCCGCGCCUGGUGGGAGCACCGGGGUGGCGACGUUGCGCACCGGUAGCGCGAAGACGGCACACCGCAUUUUGUGACUGGCGGCAUUCCAUGAGGAAGCUUGGCUUCGUGCCCGUAUUCUGUGGCGGAGCAGGCGGGGGCGGGACCAGUCGACAGAGAGAGAGAGAGAGAGAGAGAGAGAGAG
Messenger RNA from Pollicipes pollicipes, 1715 nucleotides. Its product is annotated as ATP-dependent RNA helicase vasa. Lineage: Eukaryota; Metazoa; Arthropoda; Thecostraca; Pollicipedomorpha; Pollicipedidae. The transcript has 6 exons. Bases 397 to 828 code for a protein of 143 amino acids. The record is from RefSeq and is a predicted model, not a curated record.